Messenger RNA from Ochotona curzoniae (black-lipped pika), 5405 nucleotides. It is a transcript of the gene P2RY1, whose product is annotated as purinergic receptor P2Y1. Lineage: Eukaryota; Metazoa; Chordata; Mammalia; Lagomorpha; Ochotonidae. The record is from RefSeq and is a predicted model, not a curated record. Gene Ontology annotation, molecular function: A1 adenosine receptor binding; G protein-coupled ADP receptor activity; G protein-coupled ATP receptor activity. Gene Ontology annotation, biological process: phospholipase C-activating G protein-coupled receptor signaling pathway; relaxation of muscle; platelet activation. The coding region runs from base 585 to 1706 and encodes 373 amino acids. The transcript is spliced from 2 exons. Gene Ontology annotation, cellular component: plasma membrane.
CUCGGGUCGGCGGCCCCACGCGUGCCCAUGGCCCCGAGAGGCUGAGCGCAUGGACUGGGGCUGUGGACGGAGACCUCCGCGAGGCGCCGCGAAAAGCCGAGCUGCUUUCUUCUAAGGUAGGCAGAUAUAUGCCUGGACGAAGUUGAUCUUUGGGAGGAAUAGGCUGGGGUGCGCCUGCCCCGUGCCCGAGCGCGGACUAGCGAGUUUGCCUUGACCUUGCUGCGUCUCGGGCGCGCUCUGCAGCGCGGACCCGCGGCCCCUCAGGAAAGCGCAGUCGGAAAGUUGUCGGCCGGUGGCGGUGCCCUUCGCGCCCUGUUGUGUAACCGCGGCGCCGCCAGCCCGACCGGGAAGUUGCCGUCCCGCCUGGCAGCCCGGUUCGGUCGCGACCCCCAGCGGAUUUCAUGGCCCGCAGCCGGCGUGGUCGAGCCCCCGCGCGCCCCCUCUCUCGCGGGCAUCCCAGGCGCCAGUGCACGCGCCCUUCUGCUUGCCCUUUCCUCCGAUGCUCUCUGUGCCCCCUGCUGCCGCCGCCACCUUCUUGUUGCCGUUCGUCCCUUGGAGCUGCUGCCUAAAUCGGAAAGGAGAGAAUGACUGAGGUGCUGUGGCCAGCUGUCCCCAACGGGACUGACCCUGCCUUUCUGGCUGGCGCGGGCUCGCCUUGGGGAAACAGCACAGUGACUUCCACCACCGAGGUGGCCGCUUCCUUCACAUGUGCCCUGACCAAGACGGGCUUCCAGUUCUACUACCUGCCGGCUGUCUACAUCUUGGUGUUCAUCAUUGGCUUCCUGGGCAACAGCGUGGCCAUCUGGAUGUUCGUUUUCCAUAUGAAGCCGUGGAGCGGGAUCUCCGUGUACAUGUUCAACUUGGCGUUGGCCGACUUCUUGUACGUGCUGACCCUGCCAGCACUUAUCUUCUACUACUUCAAUAAGACCAACUGGAUCUUCGGGGAUGCUAUGUGCAAACUGCAGCGGUUCAUCUUCCAUGUGAACUUGUACGGCAGCAUCUUGUUCCUCACGUGCAUCAGCGCGCACAGGUACAGCGGCGUGGUGUACCCGCUCAAGUCUCUGGGCAGGCUGCAGAAGAAGAACGCCAUCUACGUCAGCGUGCUGGUGUGGCUCAUCGUGGUGGUGGCCAUCUCCCCCAUCCUCUUCUACUCGGGCACCGGAAUCCGGAUGAACAAAACCAUCACCUGCUACGACACCACCUCGGAAGAGUACCUGCGAAGUUACUUCAUCUAUAGCAUGUGCACCACCGUGGCCAUGUUCUGUGUGCCCUUGGUGCUGAUUCUGGGCUGUUACGGGUUAAUUGUGAGGGCUUUGAUUUACAAGGACCUGGACAACUCGCCCUUGAGGAGGAAAUCCAUUUACCUGGUGAUUAUUGUGCUCACUGUUUUUGCUGUGUCUUAUAUCCCUUUCCAUGUGAUGAAAACCAUGAACAUGAGGGCCCGGCUGGAUUUUCAGACUCCGGAAAUGUGCGCUUUCAAUGAUAGGGUGUAUGCCACUUACCAGGUGACCAGAGGUCUGGCAAGUCUGAACAGUUGUGUGGACCCCAUUCUCUAUUUCUUGGCAGGAGACACUUUCAGGAGGAGACUGUCCCGGGCGACCAGGAAAGCUUCGAGAAGAAGUGAGGCAAACUUGCAAUCUAAGAGUGAAGACAUGACCCUCAAUAUUUUAUCAGAGUUCAAGCAGAAUGGAGAUACCAGCUUGUGAAGACGCAAGAAUCCCAAACAGCUCACUUUUGUAACAUGCUUGAACUCUGAGACCUCCAGCAAUGAAGAGCGUUUACUUACGCCACUGCCGUGCAAAGCCUUGGGACUCUGUUCCAAAACCAGUGCUCAGUCACAUCUGUAAAAACGGUUUCAAAAAUCACAGAUAACUUGCAGACCAAAAUUGAAGUGAAGUAGAGCAGAUGUUAGCAAGUCGGGGGGUGUUGAGCAGAGGAGUAUUUUCAGAAGAUGAGCAGCUGUCAGGCACCCGCAAUGCACAGCUUACAAGUUUACUGUCCAGUGUAUGCAGCAAUGUAGAGUUGGGGGAAAGCUUUUCAGUAUAAGAACUUUAUUUUAAAUUAAAAUCACCAUGGAAGAGGUUCUUUUUUUUUUUUUCAAAGUGCUUGAAAACAUUAAAUGAAAUGCUGAAACGAGAAAAAGGCAGUUUGUACUGCUUAUGUUAAUAUCAUGAAAGACUGCAGGAGUUUAAUGAAUCUUACAUCCUGCUAUUGAAAAAGAAAAUAGAAAGACAGUGACACCAGACAAAUCAAAGCACCUGCUGUACCAGAGUGCUGAGAAGCGAUCUAUAGAAGACGCCAAUUCCACACAAAGAGAAGAGAACUGGUUAAUCUUUUUGGGGGGUGAGUGGCGUGGCAAUUAAUUGCAAAUUCUCUGAAACUUUUCAAUGGCUAUUAAAUUAUAGCCAGUGAAACUGUCAAAUUUAUAUAGUGAGAAUUAGGAGAUAGUUUAAUUGCCCCAAACAGCAAAUCCAAUGUCACGAGAUUUUUUGAUUGUGAAAUCUAGCCCGGCAAAAGCUAUUGCCAGAGUUUGCACGAGACAGUGAACUAGCUCAUUUGAAAGAACCUUGUAAGAAAAGCUGUGCGGCGCUAUAUAUUAAAGACAGAAAGAAUCUGAACCCAUAAUGAUGGGGAAUUUGGGGCUUGCUGUCAGUUCAUGAAAUUCCCGAGUGGAUUGAAGCUUUCCAAGACCUUCGCUGUUGCUUCAGGUAACCAAAUUUCCAGCCAAUAAGAUCAAAGAAGAAAAUCUGCAUCCUGCCUCCUAAGCGCUUGUGCUUACAUUUUCAGGCUUAAUUUAUAAGUAUCCCAGCACAAUCAAGUAGAAACCUUGCACACCUCAUUUUGAUAAGAGAGAGGAUUAGCAAAAUUCUUACGGGGGGAGGAUUAUAGACAACCUUAUUUUAGAAUCCUCAAGCACAAAAUCUAAAAUACAUGGGUAUUAUAUUGACCCCUUCAAACAUGUUAAGUAAGACAAGAUCAAAAUUUCCGAACUGAUCCAGAUGGAAUUGCGAGAGUCUAUACCAUACUUGAGCUCACAGUGGAAUGCUACAUGUAUCUACUAUUGACACAGUUUAGUUUUUUCCCAUCAGGUCUCGGGAUGCCUAGCCUGAAUUAGAGUGUUAAGUAUCUUGUUUCAGGUUUCAGGGAGCCUUCUUUGGGGAUGUGUGUGUAGAGAGGAGAAAGGCCCUAUCUACAAAUGCCCUUUUACUACUUGGCAUAUUUUCUUCUUCAAAGUAUUUCUUCGAUAGCGUUGUCCAUCACUCAGUGGACAAUGAGGAAAUGUGAGUCGAUGCCAAACAGUAGCAAGAACCAUCUUGCCAACUUCUUCCAAGCCAAAAGAAAUCUCUGAAAAGAUUUAUGCUGGGAGUGAAAGUACUCAGAAAGUCAGGAGUGACGUAGUGGCUGAGAAGCUGAUUCUUGCCAUAUGAAGAAGAUACAAGUAAGCAUUUGAGAGUAAACGCAGAAUUCUCUUGUCAGUUAAAUGAAAGAACAGCUUCAAUCAUAGGAUCUGGCAGCUGGCUAGAUUCUGUACUACCAACAUAUGUGUCAUGUCAAGUUCGAGGUUUCUGUUACUUGCACAUUGACAUCUUUGAGUCUGUGGGCCUCAAUUUGUGUUUACAUUGAAGACAUAAAAUCCUCAACUAGUAAAAUAUAGCAAGCAAGUCCACAUUCUGAAUGAAAACCAUGACCUGUGACUUGGCCAGCCGUAGGACUCUUGACCCUUUUGCAUCAAUGUUACAUGAGUGGCAAAGGUUAGAUGACACCCACUUGUUGUGGCAUUAGGGAGAGUGAUAAAGCAGGAAAACUGGGCAUCCGGGAGGACAUGACAUACACCACCCUGAUUUCCAGGACGCCAUAGUCUCUGGUUAGAGGUUCUUGUACAGUUUGUCAAUUAUCAUCUGGGACUGUGACCUCUCAUUUUUUUCCCUGUCUCCUCAGACAGGACAUUGAGCUGUCUGUGGGUACUGCAGUUGUCAGUAACCAAAAUAAGAUAUUUGUUAAGAUCUGUGAAGACUUUUACUUUGCUGGUCAAAUUGUAUCUAUCAUUAUGGUAUUUAUUGUUGUAACUCAGAGUCCUUCAGUUGUACAGUUAAAAAAACUUCUUGAAAGAUGCAACAUACUGAUGUAUAAUAUAUUUAUUGCAAUAUAUAGCAUUAAUAGAUCAUCUGUUGUAUUUUACAAAGUAUAUAGUACAUAAAUAAGUGAGAGUCGUAUAUUAUAAUACUUUUAAGAUACCAGUAUUUUGAAGUGUAUACAGCUUUAGGGUUUUUUUUCUUUCUUUUUUUUUUUAGGUCUAAAAUACAGAAACUUGUUUCCUGCUGCAAAUCAUUGACUUCCCUAGAGAUGUGUUGGCAUGUUCACCUUUUAAUUUAAAAUUACUUGGGUAUAGCCAUGAUUUGGAAGCAGGCUGUCAUAAAAUAAUGAAUAUAAAGUAUCUUAGAUUGGUUCUAUAUUGUGUAUUUUUUCCAUAUUUUACAAAUAAGUUGAUAUUUCCUUCUUUUGGGAAAUUUAGACCUGUGCUACCGGAUAUGUUUAGUGCAUCCACUUCUAUAGGCAAAAGGCUUUUAUUACAUUGGAAUUUGAUCUCUUCAGAAUUCCAGUGGGAUGGGCAUUAUAGAUACAGAAGUAGAAUUUAAGGAAAAGCUGUAGGGAGCCAGAGAAAGAGAAACGGGCAGCUGGUUGCAAUCCCUCACUUUCUGCUCAAUUCUUAAAUGGUUGUGCUUGUUUGUAAAAUGAGAUAGUAUAGCAUUAAUUUCUGUAAGAUGAAGUCUUUAAAAUAACACUACCAAGAAGUUCAGAAGUGCUGUUGGUUUUAACCUUUUAUCUUUGCUCAGCUGAUGACGUGACGCCCAAGUUUUAUAGUGAAACUGUAUAUUUGGCUGCUGUAUUCUGUUACAGUUUUUAUUGUACAUUGUAUUAUACAUAAUCCCAAAUUCAUAUGAAGGUGAAUAUAUGUUACAUAUCAACAUUUGUGAAAUUGAAUUGUAUUAUGUUUAACUGCUUUUGCAAAAACGUUUAUUUUUAUAUUGUAUGUGACUUUCAUAUAGACAAUUGAACUAGAUUUCUUUGUGAUUAAUAGUGCCAUUGAGUAAGUGAUGAUGGAAACAGUGUUACUUGACAUUUUGAGCUUUCUCAGGUUUAUCUAAAUUAGUGGUAGCUGAACAAAAUCCACAAUAACUGUGCAUAAAUAUGUGUUCAUAGGAAGAAAGCACAUUUCCUAUAAUAGCAUUGUAUUGUUCGCAUGCAUGAGUAUAUGGAUAUGUGUGUGUGAGAGAGACAUGUCAGACAGCUUUGCAGAUAUGCUAUGUAUAGUAACAGCAGAGCUUCCUAAUUGUAGCCACUAGAAGUGUACUUACCCUAGAUAAUCAAAAUUCAAAAUGUCUCAAUAAAACUAUGAAAAAUGA